UCAUUAUUUUGCGCGCCAGUCCAGGAUGUGCGUGAUUCUAGGGAGUUUUCAUGGCUGUCAAAUUGAAAGGAGAGACAAGUGAUUUUCAUUGCUGCAGACUUGAUUUCCUUUACCGACAGUAGUAAAGUCCAUUCUCGAACACGCCGAUAUAAUAAAGAUAAUCUAGAAUUGUCGAAAAUUGUUUACAGCUGUUCAAGUUAUACUUUUUUUGCGUUUAAAAAAUGCGAGGCACAUAAGAGACACGCGCGCGCGUGUGCGCGGAGAAGAAAAGAUGUUCAAUUGAGAAGAGCAAACAUCAGAUUCCCUUCCUUGUUGCCGCGCACGUGUCUCAAAAAUAUGGCUGCCGCCGUGUUGUUGUGACCGCGUGCGCGAAUGUUUGAAACGUCGUCCUCGCCGCAACGAUCCAAGCUUAUCCGCGACAUGACGACGUGCUACGCCGCCUGUUCGUGCAACCGCGUCCCGCACUGCGCCGACUGGGGCACCAACGGGCUGCUCUGCUACGGGACGCGAAAUGCGAUCGCUGUAUACGAGCCGCGCUCGCACAUCGGUCGCGUGACGCACACGUUGCACCGGCAUCGCGACCGUGUCAGCACGGUGCACUGGAUAAAGCCAAGGACUGCCGGCGCGCCGGAAUCGGAGUUGCUGUCCGGCUCCGUGGACGGUACUGUGAUCAUUUGGAGCGAGGACGACAUCGCGUUCCGAUGUACCUCGGUGUUGAGUGCAGAGAGCCCGGUCGCCUUCGCCGAUUCCCUGCAAUUGUCCGACGUCGAUGUACCCUCCACCACGCUGGCGAGGCUAUUGGUGUGCGCAGGUUCGAUCAACGGCGAUAUAAGACUAUGGCUGAGAGAAAACACGGAGGACGCCAAGCAGAUUCAGUCCUUGACUUUUGGAGGAAGAUUACCGAUGCACUGCCGCCUGACGUAUUUGCCAAGCGGCAAAUGUCCCCUCUUGGCUGUAGCACUGGAGGACGCUUCUGUCCUGCUGUACAUCGCAGAAUCCGAAUUGGAGCCAUCGUUCGUGAGAGUCCAGCGUUUGGUCGGGCACGAAGACUGGGUGUUGUGCAUGGAUUUCACUCGGGACGGCGACGGAAAUCUUUUCCUCGCAACCGGCUCGAAGGACAGCAUGAUACGACUGUGGAGAAUUAACGAAACUGUCGAAGAAUCGAGCGACGAACUUAAGCAGGAGAGCAAUACUUUUGCGGUGAACGACAAGCAGUAUGACAUUACUCUGGAAUCUGUGCUCUCCGGUCACGAAAGCUGGGUUUACGGUGUGCAUUGGCAGCCUGUAAAAACAGAUAACUGUCAAACGAUGAAAUUGCUGUCAUCCUCAAUGGACAAAACUAUGAUUAUAUGGGAGCCAGCUGAGAUCAUGAAUGGAAUGUGGACAGAGGCAGUGCGCGUCGGGGAAGUCGGUGGUAAUUCUCUGGGUUUUUACGGCUGUAAGUUUGGCCCGGAUGGACUACAUAUAUUGGCGCAUGGUUACCAAGGCUCUUUUCAUAUCUGGAAAUAUUCUCGGGAAAUGAACAAGUGGCUUCCACGUUCUACACCCGGUGGACACUUCUCUGAAGCAGUCGAUUUAUGUUGGGAACCGAAAGGAAGAUUUCUGAUCACAGCCAGUACCGACCAAACCACAAGAAUUCAUGCGCCGUGGAAAGAUGAUGAUCUUGGGGAACUGUGGCACGAGAUUGCACGUCCUCAGGUACAUGGAUACGACAUGGCCUGUUUAGCUAUGUUAGCGCCACACAUAUAUGUCUCCGGAGCGGACGAGAAAGUGGUGCGCAUUUUCACGGCCACGUCUACGUUCAAGAAUCACUUAAGAUCGCUGGCGAAUGUCGAGGACUUCAAAUCCAUGAAGGCCUACAGUGCUGCUGUACCCUCUCUCGGGUUAACGAAUAAAGCCACAUACUGUGGAGAAGACGACGGAGAAAAAAAUUCAACGACGGAAAACGUAUACGAACCACCCACAGAAGAGGAAUUGAUGCAAAACACACUUUGGCCUGAAACGAAUAAGCUUUACGGACAUGGCUACGAGAUAUUCUGUAUGGCAGCGAGACACGACGGGAAAUUGCUGGCUACAGCGUGCAAAUCGACUACUCAAGAACACGCGGCGAUUUUAUUAUGGGCCACCGACACAUGGCUACAAGUUCAAAAACUGAUCUAUCAUCAACUGACUGUGACGCAAAUGGAGUUUUCCCCAGACGACAAAUAUUUACUGUCUGUAUCCAGAGACAGAAGAUGGUCGUUAUUUAAAGCCACGGAUGGAGAUUACGAGUUAAUUGCCGCUAGUUCCAAAAAAGACAGUCCGCAUUCGCGAAUAAUUUGGUGCUGCGCUUGGACGCAAGAUUCGAAUUAUUUCGCGACGGGAUCCAGAGACGGAAAAAUCGCCAUAUGGUCCACGAGCACGGUACAAGAGAAUAUUAUACCGAGGAUGAUUCUGGACAUGCAAAACCAAUCGGUUACGGCGUUAUGCUUCGCGCCAAGUAUUUGUAUCGCACAAGGAUCUCAUCUUCUGGCAGUCGGAUACGAGAAAGGACGCAUAGAAAUUCAAAAAGUCAAUACAGAAUUAGACAAUACAUGGUCAAAACUAUUCGAGUAUGAUACUUCCCAGGCUCAUCAUUUAACUGUGAAAAGACUCAUGUUUCGACCUGUCAAUCACUCGUAUAACGACUUGCAAUUAGCAAGCUGUAGUUCUGACUAUUCUGUUAAAAUACACAAUAUAGAACUGCCGUUAUUGGAGUCAUAAUUUUUAUGAUUAUAGAUUUCUACCUCAAUAUUGUAUUAUUUUUGUAAAAUUGUACGAAAAUAAUCUCACAUAUAAAAUAUUUGUGUAAAAUAUAAAUUCUUAAUAAUCUUAAAGAAAAGAUCUGUAUAUCGUUUAACUUAUAUAU
Messenger RNA from Wasmannia auropunctata (little fire ant), 2887 nucleotides. RefSeq names its product elongator complex protein 2 (gene Elp2). The record is from RefSeq and is a predicted model, not a curated record. NCBI's taxonomy places the organism in Eukaryota, Metazoa, Arthropoda, Insecta, Hymenoptera, Formicidae. Gene Ontology annotation, molecular function: protein binding. The transcript has 2 exons. Gene Ontology annotation, biological process: tRNA wobble uridine modification. The coding region runs from base 373 to 2742 and encodes 789 amino acids. Gene Ontology annotation, cellular component: elongator holoenzyme complex.